Thlaspi arvense is the source of this 969-nucleotide messenger RNA. The record is from the annotation of a GenBank genome assembly. NCBI's taxonomy places the organism in Eukaryota, Viridiplantae, Streptophyta, Magnoliopsida, Brassicales, Brassicaceae.
AUGAUGACUAGACUAAGUCGAGAGCUUUCAUUAAUGCUCUCUACUAAUGAUGAGACAACCCUAGAGGUUGUUUUAGAGGGAUUAGAAGAAUGCCCUCAAGGACAAGUACCGAUUCACAAACCGAGAACCAACUUAACCAAUAAUAAACAUACCUCCUAUUCCACAACGUUCCAAAGAAGCAAAAAGCCUCACUACACGCCAAAUAUAGAUAGGGAGUACAAUGAACAUUUUGCAAUUAUCAGAACAUUUGAAAAUACGACCAAAAAGUGGCGUGGAGCACAAGCAUUGUUCAAUAUUAACAAGCCGCAAGUGGCGCAAGAUCAGUAUAGUAAGGCUUGGAUUUGGCUUAAUUACAUACAAAUGAACGUAAGGAGCAGCAUCGAGUUUGGUGUGGCUGUACAUACAAAACUAUAUGAAGAUGACCGUCCAAGACUGACGACAUUUUGGAUGUCGGAAAAUCAACAAGAUGGAUGUUACAAUGCGUUAUGCCCAGAAGGUUACAUCCAAGUUCAUAAAUCAAUCUACCCUGGUAUGGUUUAUGAUCAAAUAAGUGUUCCAGGAGGAGAACAACAGGCUGUCCAUCUUUCUGUUGCCGAGGAUACAGUUACCAAAAAUUGGGUAUUGACGAUAGGAACCGAAAUGAUAGGCUAUUGGCCACGUCAAACUUACAUGGCAGAAGGAGCUUCUGAGGUUUACUUCGGUGGAUUUGCUGGAACUACAUUGCCUGACACCCCAAGCCCACCAAUGGGAACUGGAGAUUUUCCCACAAAAGAUUUGACUCGGUCCUGUUUCAUGAAACAGCUUAAAUAUGUUAUUUCAGAUUAUACAAUAGAGGACAUUAAUUCCAACGAGGUCGAAUCUUAUGUUGAUAAUCCUAAGUGUUAUGGUGUAAUGUACCAUAAGUAUGUAGAUUCUGAUUCUCGAGAGACCCUAACAUUUGGAGGACCUGGUGGACAAUGUGGUAAGUGA